GUCAAACAAAAGCAACCCAAAUACCAAGUUCUAAAGGAAGAAGUGAGGAAGAUGCUGAUCACUUAUGAACCGAAAAGUGGAGAUGACGAGGCCGCGAUGGCCGACAAGUUGCAACUGAUAGAUACAAUCCAACGGUUAGGUGUUGGGUAUCAUUUUGAAACGGAGAUAGAAGAAGCACUUGAAAAAGUGUAUGAUAAAGGGGAUGGCUUGUUCAAUAAUAUGGAUGACAAGGGUACCGAUCUCUACCAUGCAACUCUUCGAUUUCGACUCCUCAGACAACAUGGAUUUCCUGUCUCACACGGAUUGGUUUACAAAGUUGAAGGACAAUGAAGGAAGAUUCAACGAAUGGUUAUCAACCAAUGACCAAGGGUUGUUAAGCUUGUACGAGGCAGCACACAUGGCGUUUAAUGGAGAAGACAUAUUGGACGAAGCCCUAAGUUUUGCAACAAAGACCCUUAAGUGCUCAAUCCUCCCACAGACUAUCAACCCUAGGUUCCAAAAGCAUAUCAAUUUUGCACUUCGUUUUCCCGUUUGGAAGUGCAUCCCAAGGUUACUCGCUAGGUAUUACAUCGAUUUCUACUCCGAGGAUCCAUCACACAACCAAAAGCUCCUCAUGCUCGCAAAGUUGGACUUCAAUAUGGUCCAAAACAUUCAUCAGCAGGAGCUCCGUGAAAUCUCAAACUGGUGGCAAAGCCUUCAAGUGACAACCAACUUUCCGUACGCAAGAGACAGAGUCGUGGAGUGCUAUUUUUGUAUAAAUGCUAUCUACUUCGAGCCCAAAUAUCGAUUGGCAAGGACGAUACUCAACAAGGUCUUCUUAACUUUGUCACUCGUGGAUGACACUUUCGAUAACUUUGCUACGUACGAAGAGCUCCAAAUCCUCACAGAAGCUAUUCAAAGGUUUGAUGGGGAGGCUAUUGAAGCACUACCCGACACGAUGAAGAAUAUUUACCGUGUCAUCGUUAACACUUAUGAUGAAAUCAAUGUGGAAGUUGGAAAAUUAGGAUCCUCUUUCGGUGUUGAGUAUGCUAAGGCAGAGCUAAAAAGAAUAUGUGGAUCCUACUUGACUGAGGCUCUGUGGCGCAACAAAGGCUACGUUCCAACACUUGAGGAGUACAAGAAGGAAGCAUAUAUCACCAGCAGUUCACUCAUUCUUUCUGCGUCUGCUUUUCUUGGGAUGGGACCAGAAAUAGCCACAAGAGAGGCUUUCGAAUGGCUUUCCAAUGAACCUAAGAUGAUAAGAAGUGUCGCUGCCAUUGGUAGGCUCGAAAAUGAUAUCACCUCUCAUGAGUUGGAACGAGAGAGAGAGCAUGUGGCUUCCGCAGUGGAAUGCUACGUGAAGGAGAACUUAUCAGCAUCUCGGGACGAAGCCGUUGAAUCCUUUCGGAAUGAGAUUUCUAUAGCCUGGAAAGACGCUACGGAAGAGUACUGUCAAAACCCAACUCCACUGCCUGUAGCUCUCACACAACGUAUUCUCAAUUAUGCACGUUGCUCUCACGUGUUAUACGAGAAAGGCGAUGGCUACACGGAUCCCUAUCUUUUAAAGGCGCACAUUGCUUCAUUGUUCAUUGAUCAUGUGCCUCUUUGAAAAUAAAAACAAAAAAAAAAAUGUUAUUGGGUGUUGAAUUUUGGAUGUUCAUGGCUAUGGCUAUAUGGAUGCUUUCCUUAACUAUUGAGCACCAAUAAAUAAUAUGCUUACGGUGUUAAAUGUUGUUCAC
Linum tenue is the source of this 1718-nucleotide messenger RNA. Lineage: Eukaryota; Viridiplantae; Streptophyta; Magnoliopsida; Malpighiales; Linaceae. The record is from the annotation of a GenBank genome assembly.